AACAAAACAAACCACACCUCCUUCUCGUUCGUUUGUGUACCAAAAUCAUUUUGAAGUUUUUUAAAGAGGGGGCGAGGGGUUUGAUUUCCAAUUCGUCUGUCUUCUGUGUCUCUUCUUUCUUCUUUCUUCAUUUGGGUUUGUUUGUUUUGAUUGCAUAAAGAUGACUGUUGAGGUUGUGGUUGAAGAGAAGGAAACCACUCAGUUGGGUGGUGGUGAUGAUAAUGGAGGAGUUGAGGUUAAGGUUGAAGAAGAAUCUAUUAAAGAAGGGCCUAAAGUUAUCGAAAAGUCUGCUUCUUAUAAGGAAGAGAGUAACUUUUUGUCUGAUCUCAAGGAGUUUGAGAGGAAGGCGUUGAAUGAGAUGAAGGAGAAGCUUGAAGAAGCCAUUAUUGGGGGUAGAAUUUUCAAGAAGGAAGAGGUGAAAAAGAUUGAAAAUGUUCAGGAAAAGGAGAAAGAGAAAGAGAAAGAAAAAGAAAUUGUUGAAGAAAAAGAGAAAGAAAAAGAGGUUGUUGUUGAAGAAAAAGAGGAGACCAAACAAGAAAAUAAAGAAGAAGAAGAGAAAAAACCUGAAGCUCAAGAGGAGAAGAAGGUUGAAGAGAAAAAACCUGAAGCUGAGGAAGAGACAAAACCUGAAACUGAGAAGGAGGAGAAGGUGGAAGAGAAAACACCUGAAGCUGAGCAGGAGGAAAAGAAGACUGAAGAGAAAUGUGUUGAUGAAGUUGAUAAAGACAUAUCUCUUUGGGGAGUUCCUCUUUUGCCGAGCAAAGGCGCAGAGGGGAUUGAUGUGAUUUUGUUGAAGUUCUUGAGGGCGAGAGAGUUCAAAGUGAAUGACGCACUCGAGAUGCUGAAGAAGUCGCUCCAAUGGAGGAAGGAGAACAACAUAGAUUCCAUCUUGGAGGAGGAUGUUGGGGCUGAUCUGGGAUCAGCUGCAUACAUGUAUGGCGUGGAUCGCGAAGGACACCCCGUUUGCUAUAACAUUUUCGGGGUGUUUGACAACGAGGAGCUGUAUCAGAAGACUCUGGGGACCGAGGAGAAGCGCAAUGAGUUCUUGAGAUGGAGGUUGAGGUUGAUGGAGAAGGGUAUUCAGAAGCUUGAUUUGAAGCCGAGUGGGAUUUCUUCUUUGCUUCAAAUCAAUGACUUGAAAAACUCGCCUGGACCGGCCAAGAAGGAGCUCAGGAUUGCAAUGAAGCAGGCGGUUGGCCUUUUGCAAGACAAUUAUCCUGAAUUCGUCGCAAAAAACUUUUUUAUUAAUGUACCAUUCUGGUACUAUGCUCUCAAUGCACUCUUAUCGCCAUUUUUUACUCAAAGAACCAAGAGCAAGUUUGUUGUUUCUCGCCCUGCCAAGGUCACUGAAACUCUUUUGAAGUACAUUUCAGCCGAAGAGCUACCUGUUCAUUAUGGCGGAUUCAAGAGAGAAGAUGAUUUCGAAUUCGCAAAUGAAGAGCCUAAUGUCUCUGAGAUUACUGUCAAAGCAGGAUCAACUGAAUCCAUUGAGAUUCCAGUUGAUGAGCUGGGAACGACGACAACUUGGGAUCUGACAGUGCUUGGAUGGGAAGUGAACUACAGGGAGGAAUUUGUGCCAAAUGAUGAAGGCUCCUACACCAUAGUUGUUCAGAAGGGGAAGAAGAUAGGCACACAGGAAGCUCCAAUUCGGAACAGUUUCAGGAACAAUGAACCUGGAAAAGUUGUGCUAACAGUUGAGAAUGGUUCAAGCAAGAAGAAGAGGGUUCUGUAUCGAUACAAGACCAAGAAGAGCUCCGGAGUCUGAACUUGUUGAAUUGUCAUGUCUAUGAUGUUACUAUGUAUUUAUAUUUAUAAUUUGUUUCAACUGUAACUGCAUAGCAAAAACUUAGGUUCAUUUGGGAGAAGACAGAUAAAAUAAGCAGCUAAAAAAAAUACAAUUAUAUUCUUUUUAAGAAAGGGGAAGAAGUGGUGGUGGGGGGAGGAGGAAGUUGAGAGUCAGUCAUUCUUUUUGCAGGAUUGAGAUAUGAUUCUGCGUUUUGAUAUUUUAUUGUUUGGAUUUUUUUUGAUAUGGGUAUUCUUAUAUGAAAUAUUAUUAUCUUCCUA
Pistacia vera is the source of this 2064-nucleotide messenger RNA. Its product is annotated as patellin-4. The transcript has 4 exons. Gene Ontology annotation, molecular function: lipid binding. The coding region runs from base 161 to 1765 and encodes 534 amino acids. The record is from RefSeq and is a predicted model, not a curated record. Lineage: Eukaryota; Viridiplantae; Streptophyta; Magnoliopsida; Sapindales; Anacardiaceae.